This is a messenger RNA of Pseudonaja textilis, 2450 nucleotides long. It is a transcript of the gene HCFC1R1, whose product is annotated as host cell factor C1 regulator 1. Lineage: Eukaryota; Metazoa; Chordata; Lepidosauria; Squamata; Elapidae. The record is from RefSeq and is a predicted model, not a curated record.
ACUUCUCUUCACGUGAUGAUUGUGGCGCUUCUAGUUUUCCCGUCUGGCUGUGGUGCACUAUUGUGAGACCAGCGUGACAAAUAACCUUAAGGACGAUGAAUCCUACAAUAAGCCCAGGGUCAUCAUCAGCUGUUCCUUCUGGGCAUUUUUUACACUGCUCUGUCUUGUCCAGGAAUAUGGGUUGUAGCCACAACAUCAUCCCAAGCUGGAAACGUGAUGUGCCGUGCACACUUCCACGGAUGAAAUCCAGACGCAGAUUGGUGAAUUUCAGUGGUGUACAAAGGUCUCGAUGCCAGUCAGUAUCCCUUGCUUUCAAGCGACAUCUGGAAAGCAAAGAUCAGGAACCCAGUUCUAAACAUUUUCUGUCAGAGGAGAAGAUGGCUGCCCGUUUUAACUCCCUUAGCCUGGAAAACGACCACAUCUAUAGUACUAAUGGCUUCCCUGUUCACAGUGAAAACCCCAGAUGGGAGCAGGCAUAUACACAGUUGAAAGAGCUACAACGGAGGCUGUCUCAAGAUGGAGCAAGUGAUGAAACCAACUGUACAGAAGAAGAGCUGACCACAGUCAUUGUAGACGGUGAAUUCAUGAUGGGAGACUGCCCUAUGUUUGUGCCGUCUUCCUUCACGUUAGAAGGACUCGAAGGAAGCAGCGUUGCCUCUGAAGAAAUGUUUCUUUCUCUGAAUCCUUGUACCGAAGUUGUCCUGUGGAGCCCUCAUAGUAACUCCCUCUUGCGCACCAUCAGGACCCUGAUGGCUCCCCCAUCGGCCCAGCCCCAUCUAGAAGCGGUAGCAAACCAAGAGGAAAUGGAAACAUGAAUCAACAGCCCCAAUUUUAUUUCCCUUUGAAGUCGAAUUCACUUCUCUGUCUGGCUGUGUCUUUCAACAAAAAGCACCUUUAUCAGUUGGUAUAAACAUUUCACUAAAAUAUUUUACUUCACCAUGGCGGCACUUGUGGUUUUCAGCCAGCUGCAAUAAUCUGAUCCUUUCUCUUCCAUCCACAUAAUGUACAGUAUACCUGCAACUAAGUCCAAUAUCUAUAUCACUUUAUUUUCUCUUUCAAUAAGCAAUUAAUGAGUACUUCCCAGGACACUGUAAUAUACUUUUAAAUAAGAGUUACAAUGGGCAUUCUAACCACUUUUAUACUUUAUUAGCACAGAAGUCUUAUUUUUAAUGUCCAUUGAAGUUGGAAGAAUUGUAAGGGUUUUUUUUUUCUUGACUUUUUGCUUCCGAUAUAGAGAACUUGACACUUUUACACUGCCAAAUGUUAUUUGACAGGAGCUGGCAUUAUGAUGAUCUCUUCCUGUUGGUACCUAGGGAGUGGCUAUAAUGGGGAAAUAAAAGAAGCAGUAUUGUUUUUAUAUCUAAAUGUCUUUAUUGAAUAGUGGUAUAUCCUUAACAAGUCUGAUGCCAUUAGAAGUGAGUUAAAAUGAGAUGUUUUAGAUAUCUACAGAGAUGUGUGUGUAUAAAAUAAUGAAGCAAAUGCAUUGCACAGAGGGUCCCAGUGUUGAAAGGGGACAGAGUCUGUCUGUAAUACCUCAGAGUUGGGAAUCAUACGUUGACAACUUAGCAGCUGAAUCCGGAUAUAAUUUCAUAUUCCUAUAUUAAAAUUUAUGCUGCCAUUUCUUAUUUUGUUCCUCAGUUUCUGGAGGUAAACCGGAAUGACUGAAUGAUACCCCAAUUAUAGCUGCAAAGGUUACAAAGUCCUUUUUUAAACCUACUACAUGGACAGUUGGCUAUUUUCUCCCACCAUUUGGAUUGAAGGAGAGGGCUAAUUGAACAGAAAAUUCCAAAUCCUAAGAGAAAAGCAAAGUAGCUUGGUCCUAAAUCAUUCCUACCUAGAGUAAUCAGAGCAAGCCUAGAGAGACGAGAAGGAAAACUCUCAAUACAAUCAGCUGGGAAAUUCUGACGCAUUUUGCUUGUGUUUUUUCCACUUCCUCCUAUUAUGAUGUAAACUGUGGCACAGCUCCAGAACCUGAAAGAGCUUGCUCCAAAAUAAUCUAAUGCCCACCUUCUCCCUCACCCUGCAGCCGUCUUACCAUGACUUAAAUUUGAAUACCAGUUGAAUUCCAACUAUCAGACCACAAGUGGAGAAAUAAAAUACAAGGAGUAAACAAAGUUGUAGAGAAAGGCUUUUUUUCAGUUAUGGGGAGAAGGACAAUUUCCUUGGGCUCAGCUACGCCCCACGUCCUCUUUUAUUCACCUUAAUGAUUUCAGUAGUCUUUUUUUUUUUAAUGCUGCUCAGUACUUCCCACCCACCCCCCACACCCCCUUUUUGUAAGUACAGCCUACAACUCCCGCAACCUAUCAUCAGGCAGGGAAAGCAAUGCUUCAGUUUGUGUUUCUAUCCCCACAACUCAACUUCCCCAGCGAAGAGAAACAAGAAUUCCAGGGCUAGGAGGAUUCAUACUGGUUCUCCUGCCCUUCCUAUCAAGAUCCAAAAGCCCUUCCCCC